UAUCUUCACUUGUUUAUAUUGACCGCGAGUCUCCGUGGCCCUUCGGCUCUGCACCUAGCAUCGUCUCUUUUCUUCUUUUCUCCACCCCCCUUUCCCUCUUCCCCUAUUAUUCUUAAUAACUCAACUUGUUGAGAUGCAAUGGUUGGUGGUAAAUUAUGCUUUGACGCAUGAUAUAUGCUAUCUUUACCAUAUGGGAGGCGAUUUCUCAAGACCAUCUCAGGGUGUUUCGGCUACGGGAAGAGUUUGUGUUUCAAGAGGCCGGAAGCCGUCGGGGCCUUAGAAGGAUAUGUGUAUUUUUGUUGUUUCCUCCCUUAUGUUCAUUUUCGAUCCGCUGGCCCAUUACCCGCCUCGUGAAUCUUGAUCUGUCUCCACGGCCCCUUUGUUACACAACGGGGCUUUUUUUUAAUGGGGAAUGAAGAGGGGCCAGUUAUGGAUGGAAGGACCGCUCGCUGAAGAAAUGGAGGA
This is a messenger RNA of Aspergillus alliaceus, 465 nucleotides long. RefSeq lists its product as uncharacterized. The transcript has a single exon. Bases 168 to 416 code for a protein of 82 amino acids. The record is from RefSeq and is a predicted model, not a curated record. NCBI's taxonomy places the organism in Eukaryota, Fungi, Ascomycota, Eurotiomycetes, Eurotiales, Aspergillaceae.